UCUUGUCCUGGUCUGACUGUUUUGGUUAGCUGCGUAAAUAUUAGAAAGUAAACGUGAGCAAACGUUGUUCGGGGACACUGAAGAGUGAGGAUCGUUUCUGAACAUUUCGCUGUCAGCUGAUAGUUUGUAACUAAUCUAACUUGAAUUAAAUUCUGCUUGUAUAGAGAACCAUGGAAGAAGACAUCAGCAAGUGUAUUAAAAAUACUUUGGAGGAGGCAAACUCUGAAGAUGAUGUAGAAAAUAACUGGAUGUUUGUCCUCUCUGAAGAUGUCUCAUGUGCAAAGAGUGAUGGAACAGAUACAUCUGACAACCACAGUGAGCAGGGGAGUGAUUCAGGCAGCUCAAUAGUUGUAAUUGAUUCCCCAAGUCUUCCUGUCUGUGACACACAUCCAGUUUCAGGUCACAUUGCACAACAAGAGUUGCCUAAAUAUGAAGAGAGACAGACAGAAGGUUUUGAUGUGCAAGAUAACAUCUCAUCCUGUUCUUCUCAUCAAUCAAAUAAUAAUGAGUUCUUAAAAGAAUGCAGCCCAUAUGAGGAAAUGGAGCAGCCAGAUACUUGGGAUUGUGAUCAUGAAGCUCCAGAAGAAGGGCCCUCAAUGUCAAUUCCUAAUAAUCAGUUACAUGAUGAUGCCACACCAACAAAUGAAGUCCUAAAGGAAAAGGAUAAUGGAAAUGGCACUAACCCUGAAUCUAUACGACAUGGAGAAGCUUUGUUAAAUGAGACUGAUUCUGCUGAAGAUUCCCAAGUAAUAAAUGGAAUCACUGGUUUAUGUGAACAGCACGAUCAUUCAGUAAAGGAAGUCAACCGUGACUUGGUAAAUGGUGACAACGUCGACACCUGUCAAGAAGAAGCUGCUGCUUCCUGUGAUAUAGUUUCUUCUGAGCUUCAGAAAGAAAGCGAAGAAAUCGAUCGCAUAGAAGAACAGCAAAUGAUUUCUGAUAUGGAAGGCAACGUCACGGAAAAUACCGCGAACUUCGAAGUAAUACGGAACGAAACAACCGUGUUAGAACAAGCGACUGAUCAAAUCCCUUGUAUGGCAACGGAGCCGCCAAGUCUUUCUAGUCUUCUUGACGAAAAUACUAUUAGCGUCGUUGAAUCAGAAGAAAAAGCCGAAGCAGCUGUGUCGGUUUAUGCCGCUAAUGACGAGAAACUGUCUUUACAAGAGGAGACAGCCCAAUCUGCUCAACCGGAUGACCAAUCCAUUUAUUCUGUAGACGACGACUCAGAAGACGAAACUUGGGAUUUGAGCUUGGAAGCUCUUAUGAACGCAAAUUCUCUGGCUUCGUCACUUUCGAGUCUUGUACAACAACCUUCAUCGCCGUCACCUCCGGCGAAUCAAGCAGAUGGGUAUCAACGUAGCCAUGCGAUGCUUAAACCUGACCUUUUGGAAGAAGCUAAUCGAAUUGAAGAGUUAGACCUAAUGGACUAUUCUACUGUAACCAAUCCUGAUCUUCCUGCUGAGAUAGUUGUAGCCAAUAUCGUUCCAGAUCGGCACUACGUACAUCAUCCCAAUCAACGAUUGAAUGAAAAACUUAGUUUUGUUAUGGCAUUUGCUCUGGCCGCAGUUGUUGGAUUCGCCAUAGGGCACAUAAUAGGACUGUCGGACAACUUUCCGUCUCGUUGCAAUUAUUCUCACGAGUCAACAAAGCCCGCAGACUCGCAUUUUUAUGAAGGAUGGACCGAAAACGACUUGUUAGUUGAAAUCAAACGUCUAACCUCACAUAACGAAGAAUUAACAAGGACUCUUAGGGAGCUAUCUGGACAAGACUCAGAGGGCUGUCGCUUUGAUUUUCAAGUAAACGAGCUACUGUCAGAAAAUUGGGACCUGAAGCAGUCCAUAGGAAGAAUUCGCUAUGGGAAACCUACCCGAUCGGUCGAAGACCGUGAUACAAUCAACCACCUGCAAACGGAGAAUCAAGACCUCCGCGCUACAGUAGGUAAGCUGCGUUAUCGCUGUGGGCAGCCACUUUCUAGUCCGCAACAACAGGGCCAACAAAUCUCUGCGCCACCAACGGCCUUUGUUUCGCGACCAUCUGCCAUCGAACCGCUGUGGAAGGCACUUGAGGCGAUGAAUCUGACAGGCACCUGGAAUCAUUUGGUCAAUUAUCGUAAUAAUCGUUCCAUAGAAGAUCAACUGAAAAGGGUUAAAGAAUCAUCUACAGAUUUGAUCCGUUUAAUGGGUUUACGCCGUGAAGAAUUGAUUAAUCUAACCAGACAGACCCGGAACCCAGUUAUCGAAAAAAUGGAAGCAAGGUUCAAAAAAACUACCCAGAAAACGGUAGACUUAAUGGAACGCGUCAACAAACACCACAAGUCAUUUGCUGUGUUGCUGGAAGAAGUUGAGAACCGUUUGGAAAAAAUGCGCUUCAAGUUGGAGUCCCAGUGGGAAAAUCUGUUACGGUCCUACACCGACUCGGGCAAUAGAUUCGAGACUUUAGAAAACACAAAGCCGUUGAAUUCAGAUUGGUUUUGGUCCAUGGGGCAUCAUCGAGACAAAUUGCGACGUAGUGAGAAACAGAGCGAAUGGAUGUUCGAUCGGGCUAAAAAUCGCGAGCUAGAGCGUCGAUCGCGCAAAUUCCACACAAAACAAAGAAAGCAGAAACCGUUCCAGGGAAAUUCCUGGAAUCAUUAUUCUUCGUGAGGUAGUUCUAUUUCUUUUAUUUGUUAUCGGUAAUGUAUCAAUUGUAAAUGUGAGCCUUUCGAAUUAGGACAAUUUUUUUUUAGGCGGUGUGACGUAAAAAAGUUAAUAGUUUUUCUCUACUUUAGCCAUUAGCCGACUUUGCUUCUUUCUUCUGUUUUGUCUGUCUGUUGGUUUGGUUUUCUUUUCAUCAGUGGUGUCUGCAAUGGAAAACUUUCUUCUGGGAUACUUUCCGCUAUGACUCAGAAUGCAUCUGAGUUCCGAGCGAGUUUCAUGAUUGAUACGAUUCGUGGCUAAAUCAGUUCCUUUCCCUUUGCCUGAACCUUUGAUAAAACGGUUUGGCCCCACACAAUUUUUUUUUUAUCGCAUUAGAAGUUCGAAUUGUGUAGUUGAUAGCAAACAUAGAGAAUUUAAUAAAGUCUUCGUGCAAAGUCUA
Molecule: messenger RNA, 3075 nt
Organism: Daphnia magna
Lineage: Eukaryota; Metazoa; Arthropoda; Branchiopoda; Diplostraca; Daphniidae
Exons: 9
Coding region: 171-2642 (823 amino acids)
Source: RefSeq, a predicted model, not a curated record